CUUUGUGCCCACCCAGGUUUACGCCUCCAUGAAUAUCUGUAUUUCCAAGUGCUGAGCCCCGGAGACAUCCGCUACAUCUUCACUGCAACCCCAGCCAAGGACUUCGGUGGCGUGUUUAACACAAGGUACGAGCAGAUCCACCUGGUCCCAGCGGAUCCCCCUGAAGCCUGUGGAGAGCUGAAUAAUGGUGUCUUCAUCCAGGACCAGAUCGCUUUGGUGGAGAGGGGGGGCUGCUCGUUCCUGUCGAAGACGCGGGUGAUCCAGGAGCACGGCGGGCGGGCGGUCAUCAUCGCGGAUAACGCCUAUGAGAACGACAGCUUCUACAUCGAGAUGAUCCAGGACAGCACCAGGCGCACGGCGGACAUCCCAGCGCUCUUCCUGCUGGGCAGGGACGGGUACAUGAUCAGACGCUCCCUGGAGCAGCAUGGACUUCCCUGGGCUGUCAUCUCCAUUCCUGUCAACGUCACCAGCAUCCCCACGUACGAGAUGAUGCAGCCCCCUUGGACCUUCUGGUAGCUGCAGAGGCUGUGGCAGAUUGAGGACUUCUUGGUGGAUCCCAGGAGCUUGUCCCAGUGAUGGGGUUUGAGGAAAGGCUCCCGACAUGCUCCAGAGACCCCAGCAUGCUCCAGAGAUUCCCCCACUGGAUUCAGCAG
Nestor notabilis (Kea) is the source of this 653-nucleotide messenger RNA. It is a transcript of the gene PRADC1, whose product is annotated as protease-associated domain containing 1. NCBI's taxonomy places the organism in Eukaryota, Metazoa, Chordata, Aves, Psittaciformes, Psittacidae. The annotation marks the transcript as partial. The transcript is spliced from 4 exons. The record is from RefSeq and is a predicted model, not a curated record.